ACAAACACGGAAAGAAGAAGAAGAAGAAAACAACAGAGGCACCGCGGAACUAUUACAAGAAGAAGAAGAAAAGAAGCUACACCUUCAACGACAAAUACACAAAUAACCGCAACAACACCCGUGACAGCCGCGGGAGAUCGGCACAAAGACCUUCAGAUAAAACCAUGCCCAAAAAGAGGGAACCCGUUAAAGGUGGCGCUCCUAUGCCAAAGAUCCGAGAGGACUCGAGGCUCAUGCGCACGCACGAAUCUAUGGUAGAUUUCAUACAUGGACGUCCACCCACAGGCUCCAUCAUGGACCUGUUUACCUCUGGAUUAGUAGGUUUAGAUUUUUUAAGGACCUUGGAAGGAGAACUGGAGGACGACAUUGUGUAUUCUGAUGACGACGACGACUACGAUGAUCAUCCCUGUAAAGCACACAAUGCUGCUUACAAUAAUUUAAAACCACAUCCGCGAAUAAAACAACUGACCAACGAGGAGGCUGAUAAACAUGCAAAGGACUUGUUGGAAGAAGAGGAACGACGAAAGGACAAAACUGUGAAGAACAAGCGUAAGAAAUUGCGCAAAAAAGAAAAGAAACGGUUCGAAAAGGAGAAUGCGGUUAAAGACAUUUUACCUGAGGAAGAAAAGGGAAAAUCUGACUCCUCAGACAAUUUAAUGGAAAAUCCUGUUAGUGAAAUUAAAACGGAAGCAAAAGAUUCUCCUGAAUCUUGUCAAACUCCAAAUGGACCUAAGGCUGCUAGUUGUGAUGAGAAACGUGCUAAUAAUACAAAAGAAAAUCUUAAGGAGGUUAAUAAAACCGAAGAUCAGCAGCAAAAGCAGGAUUUUGAUUUAAAUAAUUCAAGCGCUUCUACAACAAAAUCGGUGGCCGAGGAGACGCGCAGCGAGAGACCUGCAGCGGAACGGAAAAAGAAAAAGAAUAAAUUACUGGACGUGUCGCCGCCCAAAGAGGAAAAGCCGAAAGUUGUGGAAAAACUCAAAGUUAAGAAAAAGAAGGAAGAGAAACAAAAACCCAAUGAAGAGAGACCCAUCGACCCGGCGGCAGAAGAGUCGGCCCAAAGGAGCCGGGAGCUGGCUGCUUUUGGAAACCGCUUGGCCGCCCUGGGACAGUACGAGACGGCCGUGCAGUGCUUCACCGACGCCAUCAAAUACAACCCGCAGGAAUCCAAGUUGUUUGGAAAUCGUUCCCUGUGUUACGAAAGGCUGCAGCAGUACGACAACGCGCUGAGCGACGCGGAUCAGGCGCUCUCCAUGGAGCCAAACUGGAUAAAAGGUUUAUUUAGGAAAGGCAAAGCGCUCUGUGGGCUCAAGAGAUACUACGAGGCCUCGCUGAUCUACAGGGAGGUGCUGAAGCUGGACGCUUCCAGCGGCGAAGCCGAGCAGGAGCUGAAGCGAGCGCAGACGCUGCACCUCAUGGAAAUGGGAUUCAACUGGGCGCAGAGCUCGGCGGCCUUGAAAACGCACGCCACGUUGGAGCAAGCGGUGGAAGCUCUGUUUGGGGAAGAAGAUGUCGGGGCCUGCCGGGCCGACGUGGACCCGCUGCUGGCGGCGCCGCCGGAAGCCGACGGGGGCGAGUGGAUUCACCUACGGAGUCGUUCCAGAAUUCAGCGGGUCAAACAGUCCGACGCCCAAAGCAGAUCGACUUCACGGUCCCCGACACCUCUUUCAGGGAAUCCUGUGAAACUGGAGAUCUUCUCUGUUUGGGUUGGGUCCUUGAGUCCUGCUAUCACCUACUCGACGCUACACGAGCUCUUCAGCAGAGCCGGGACGGUGCACAGCAUCAAGAUGCUGCUGGAGCAACAGUGCGUCUUCGUGAACUACACCAGUGUGGAGGACUGCGACCGGGCCAUCCAGUGUUUUAAUGGGAUGGUGGUCGAGGGCUCGCCGCUCUCUGUGCGAUACCCCAAUAAAUUCCGGUUCGGUGCGUUCAGCUCCGCGGCCUCUGACCCCUUUCCACGCCUCAACCUGUACAAGAAGGAGUGCUUCUUCUGGAGGACCGUUGGCUGCACGAGGCUGGACUGCACCUUCCGACACGUCCCGGAGCACAAGAAUGUUGACAAGGACAAGUUCUCUGGUAGAAAUGUCAACAUGUAGGAAGUGGGAAAUGAGAAGCAGGCACUUGACGCGGGGGGGUCCGACUGUGAGUUUCGGGUGAGACUAUUUUCGGCCGAAGAAAACAAUUUGUGUUUUUGGAUUCUGUUGCACUUGUGGAAAGUGCACCAAUGCUGUAUUAAUUUUAUUGAUCGCAUCAAACUAGAUUUACAUCCCACUGCAUCUGAAUGAUUUGUGGGCUUUGAACAUUCCUUUGCUGAGGAUUUUUUUUUUUCUUCUUUUUUUUUUGAUCAACCUUUCUGUUUGAAGAUUGUAUUCAAACACUUGAAUUUUACUUUGUUUUUUCUGCAUUUUCAAAUUAAUGUUUCUGUUAAGUCACCAGUAGGUGGCGCUGGUUCCUUUUUAUCCCUCAACUUUGGGCCUACAAAUGAUUUGUUUCACUUUAAAGGUUGUGAUUUGACUUUGUUUUGCGAUCGGCACAUUUUAAUGUGCUAUAUUUAAUUUUGGGUCGGUUCAGUAUUUAUGUAAAUCCUGUUUGUAACGCUAUGCAUGUUGGGAGAAUGUUUUAAAUGGAGUGAUGUUUGGACAUACGCUCAUAUAAAUAAGUGCCUUUUUAGUUUCACUGUGGCUGCAGUUGAUCUUAGUUCAACCCAGAGGGAAUAAAAGCCUCAACUUUAAGAGCGUUAAUGCCUCUCCGUAAAUUGAUGCACUCGGUAGAAGACCAAAGGCUCUGUGCAGCUGCAACAGAUCAGUCUGGAUACGACUCGCUGCAAAGAAUACUCAAGUCGGCCGGAUGAUAAGCUGCACGAGGCUGAGGCUAAAGCUAAAGCGUGUCAUUUGGGUUAUGAGGUCGGAGGAAACGUAUCCAGAUUAAUAUCCCGGCAGCAGCUGUGCUUCCUGUUGCGGCGCUCGUCUCCGGUCAGCCUGAGUUGGAGCAAAGUGCCAGUUAAACGCCUGAAAGUAACUUCUGCGCCUGAGACUUUAUUCCUCUAAGCCCCAAAAUGCCUCCUGCUAGUCUCCCCGGUUCUCCUGUUGAGGCGCGUGAGCUUUGUGUAGAUCCCUCCGCCCCAAAGCACAGCAGGUUUGUUAUUUGACUCGAGUGCGUCAAGGUACUUUGUGACCCCUGUUAUGUAAAGUUUCAGGUGUGCGUUUACAAAACGAACAAAAAAAAGAGCUGAAUAAUGACCCACCCCAAAAAAAGAGGCAUUGAUCUGUGUAAAGCGCUUGGUGUGGACCUUACCGGCGGAGCAGCUGUAGUCGUGGGCAUUAAUUGGCCGGCGGUGGCAUAACUCACAAAGCCCCUCUGGGCCGUGUGGGACUUGAGAGCAUGAAAGGCCCAUAAUACGAAUAACAUGAACUCUGGCUGAACCCAGAGAACGCACCGGGACAUUACCAACCUGCAAAAAGGGGCUAUAUUUAAUCUUAUUGGCCCGCUUGGAACUUGUUCCAAUGCAGAUAAAGACCCCGAUAAGAGGUUGGCGCUCAUCGACGCAGCGCCGCUCCCGGACAAAGCCGAUCCCUCACUUAACCAAAGCAAACACCGGGAAGAUUAAGCGCGUCUUGUUAAAAGGCUGCAUGGUUUGUGGAGCUUUCAACAGAUUUAUCUUUCUCUCCCCCCCUCAACGGGAGGAAAGGGACAACAAGAAAAACACAGCAACAGACGAGUUGCUCUCCCACGCCUUCUGCUUUUUGAAAUGUGGCUGCGCAGCAAAAAUCCCCCUCAACACUUUGUUUAUUUCACUUUGUAUUCGCUGGUUUAAAGUGAGCAGGGGGUUUCUGCAGGGUUUAAGUCUCUAAAUGCUACAUUUCUAGUGUUAUUUAUCGUGGUUAAUCAAAUAUAAUGACAGAUUAGCUUUGUUUUUGUGUUUUAAAAUCCUGAAAGAUAAUAUGUAAACGUCCAGUUGUAACUUGUGGUCUUUGUCAACACAACAUAUCAAAGUUAUGAUUAAGUAUUUGAAGUAUAUUGAGGUAUUCUUUGUCUAUAGUGGAACAUGCCAGUACGACCAAUACUUUGGGCCUCCAUCCCGACCUUUACACUGAAAUGUUAACGUAUCGUAAUGGACGCGGCGUUGUGGUGGUGGACGCGCACAAUGGGAGGCAUCUGCUCCACUGCCGUCCUCCUUUUGUUGCUCUCUGAAAUGAAUACAGUAAUUGUCACAAUGAGAGAUUGACCUUCCCUUUUUUAAUCUAGACAGCGGCCCCCUUAACAAGUUAAAAUAGCGCAAACCCAAUUAGGGAAUUGAUUGCUUGCUCAUUUCCCUCAUUUGCAUCCGGUCCAUAUAGGGGAGAUGAAUGAACGCCGAGUCUUUUGUCCACGCUGUCUUUCCCGCUAGAGGAGCACCGGCAGUCUUUUGUCUCCGGUUGAUGGCGUCGUUGCUGUUUAACACCUUCAGGAGAUUAACACUAACCACUUUAUAAAUAUAGAGGUUUUCACGGUGCCUCGAUAAUGGGACGCAUCGGUCCGCACAGCUGUCAUUUACUGUCUUAUUACAGGUUUCAAAUGUGAUUAUUAUGUUGUUCUGGUUUCUAUUCGAUGGAAAACACAAAGCGUGAAUUGUUCUCGUUGUCAACAAACGCCUCCAUGUAAAGGUCAUAAGCAGCAAUGUGCUAGUCCUUCAUCCCGUCUCUGUAUCCUGUAUGUUGCAAAAAAACGCUGGGGGCCGUAGUCUUUAUAUAGUGACUGAUGCAGAUGUUGGGACUAUUUUCAGCUGUGGAUUAAUACAAAGGGACCACGUUAGGAGGAUUUGGGGAGCACUACCUUGUUGUGUGAUGUCAGCGCCGUGAUUAGGUAAGCAAGGUCACCAGGACGGUCCUCUGUAGAGCAGAAGGCUGCAGAACCUUCAACAAAAGGCCAUGGGGCGGGUUGCAUUGUGGGUAAUGGAGGCUUGAGGUUUUGUCAAGGAACAAAACACAAAAGGUUAUUGAACUGUUAGUUUGGUUACUUAAUUUUUGUAUUUUCGUGAUAUUUAUUGACAAAUUAAAGAUGUUAACAGAUUAAAUAGUUAACAUGUAACUACGAUUUGGGCAACAAUACUUGUGAUUAACACACUAGUGCGGCCCUUGUGACAAUGCUUGUUUUGGUGUUCAAUAAAACUCUCCAACUCUC
This is a messenger RNA of Gasterosteus aculeatus aculeatus (three-spined stickleback), 5157 nucleotides long. The record is from RefSeq and is a predicted model, not a curated record. Lineage: Eukaryota; Metazoa; Chordata; Actinopteri; Perciformes; Gasterosteidae.